This is a messenger RNA of Kickxella alabastrina, 1321 nucleotides long. RefSeq names its product glycosyltransferase. The record is from RefSeq and is a predicted model, not a curated record. Gene Ontology annotation, cellular component: endoplasmic reticulum. Gene Ontology annotation, molecular function: dol-P-Man:Man(5)GlcNAc(2)-PP-Dol alpha-1,3-mannosyltransferase activity. Bases 50 to 1300 code for a protein of 416 amino acids. The transcript has a single exon. Lineage: Eukaryota; Fungi; Kickxellomycota; Kickxellomycetes; Kickxellales; Kickxellaceae.
CUUAUUAAUAUCUGUUAUUUGUGUAAAGUAUUAUAUACCAAUCUGACAAAUGACAUUGUCACUGUUGAGAGAAGUGCUAUUCACGCACCGGUUUUACUCAGGCAUCGCGGUUCUUCUGUUAUCAUUCGAAUUCAUAAUAAACUAUCAGAUCAUCCAGCGGGUUCAGUACACAGAGAUCGACUGGAAGGCGUAUAUGCAGGAGGUAGAUGGCGUAAUUAAUGGCGAGCGCAACUAUUUGAAUCUCAAAGGCGACACUGGGCCACUCGUGUAUCCGGCAGGAUUUGUCUGGGUCUACCAGCUGCUCUUCCAGAUUACCAGCGGCGGGAUUAACCUGCGGCUGGCGCAGUACAUCUUCAUGGGUGUAUACUUGGCCACCCUGGCCGUUGUCCUGGUGAUUUACAAGCACACGCGCAUUCCUCCAAUACUGCUGCCCUUGCUGGUUGUGUCCAAAAGACUGCAUUCGAUAUUUGUGCUUCGCCUGUUCAACGACACUAUUGCCAUGCUGUUUGCUUACGUGGGCAUAGCGGCUUUGACUGGUUCAAGGAGAUGGAUGUGGUACUCGGGUGUGUUUUUGAGCCUGGGAAUUUCAGUGAAGAUGAAUGUUCAACUGAUGCUUCCGGGUGCGGCGUACAUAUGGUGGCGGAGGGGUGGGGUGGUAGCAGUUGGGGCACAGUUGGCAGUUAUUGUUGCUAUCCAGGCUGUGCUGGCCGCGCCAUUUUUGUCUGUAUAUCCCAAGGAGUACAUGGCCAGAGCGUUUGACUUUGGGCGGCAGUUUGACUACACGUGGACGGUCAAUUGGCGGUUCAUAAGCAAGGACGUAUUUUUGUCAACUGACUGGUCAACCACACUUCUUCUUGCUCACGCUGUAUUUUUGGCAAUACUAGGACUAUCCGUGUGGCCGCAAAUGUCGGGGAGCACCGCCUAUGCGGUGAUUAAGAGCGGUUUUCGGCGCCACACUGGUGCCCGCAAUGACAGGGGCAGCAGCGUGAGCGCGGACGAGGUUAUCGCCGUGAUGUUUACUGCUAACUUUGUCGGCGUGGUUUGCGCGCGGUCCCUGCAUUACCAAUUUUACUCUUGGUAUUUCCAUAUGCUACCGUACUUGCUGCAUAUCUCUUGCCUGCCGCUGGUUGCGCAGUUUGUCGCUUGGGUGGUUGUCGAGUACGCGUGGAACGUUUACCCGUCCACUAGCAUCUCGUCCCUGGUGCUACUUGCGACUCAUUUGGUGCUGUUGAUCCAAAUACUGCGCGGACCAUCCGCAAAUGUCAAAAGGGUCAAAAAGGUGCAGCCCAAGGAGCUCUAACCAUAUCGACUAUCUAUAUAU